Messenger RNA from Vitis riparia (riverbank grape), 3370 nucleotides. Its product is annotated as probable alpha-mannosidase At5g13980. Gene Ontology annotation, molecular function: alpha-mannosidase activity; carbohydrate binding. The coding region runs from base 53 to 3139 and encodes 1028 amino acids. The transcript has 28 exons. Gene Ontology annotation, biological process: mannose metabolic process. Lineage: Eukaryota; Viridiplantae; Streptophyta; Magnoliopsida; Vitales; Vitaceae. The record is from RefSeq and is a predicted model, not a curated record.
UGGCGAUCAUAUAUACAAAUACUUUGAGCUCCUAGUCUGCCAUUCUCACCAGAUGCCCAUGGCUAUGACCCCUUUCAGACUGUGUUCACUGGUUCUAUUUUUAUCAUGUGCUUUAGUUGCAGAAUCAAAGUUCAUGGUCUACAAAACUGGGCAGAGCGUUGUUCCCGGGAAGCUCAAUGUUCAUUUGGUUCCUCACACGCACAAUGAUGUGGGAUGGAGGAAGACUGUCGAUCAGUACUACGUGGGUUCAAACUAUACUGCUGAUGAAGGGUGUGUUGAGAAUAUACUGGAUUCUUUGAUUCCAGCACUUCUGGCUGAUAAGAACCGGAGAUUCAUCUAUGUUGAACAGGCAUUUUUCCAGCGUUGGUGGAGAGACCAGAGCAAGAUAGUCCAGAAUAUAGUCAAGCAGCUUGUCAGCUCGGGUCAACUAGAGUUCAUAAAUGGGGGUAUGUGCAUGCAUGAUGAGGCUGCCACAAAUUACAUUGACAUGAUUGAUCAGACAACCCUUGGGCAUCGGUUUAUCAAAGAUGAGUUCGGUGUGACUCCCAGAAUUGGUUGGCAAAUUGAUCCCUUUGGCCAUUCUGCAGUGCAGGCUUAUCUGUUGGGAGCAGAGGUUGGAUUUGAUUCUCUUUUCUUUUGGCGAAUCGACUACCAAGAUGUAGCUAAACGGAAAAAAGAGAAGAGUCUUGAGGUUGUCUGGCAGGGCUCUAAGAGUUUUGGUUCAUCAGCACAGAUCUUUGCUAGUGUGUUCCCAAAUAGCUAUGCACCUCCAACUGGUUUCAACUUUGAAAUUAACUAUGGCUCCCCUAUUGUCCAGGAUGACAUCAACUUAUUUGACUACAAUGUCCAAGAGCGUGUUAACGACUUUGUAUCUGCUGCAAUCUCACAAGCCAACAUAACUCGCACAAAUCAUAUAAUGUGGACCAUGGGGAUGGAUUUCAUGUAUCAAUAUGCAACCACAUGGUUCCGGCAAAUGGACAAGCUUAUCCAUUAUGUUAAUCAAGAUGGAAGAGUCAAUGCCUUGUACUCAACCCCAUCAAUUUACACUGAUGCAAAAUAUGCAGCAAAUGAGUCCUGGCCGCUCAAAACUGAUGAUUUCUUUCCAUAUGCAAAUACUCUCAACACUUACUGGACAGGAUAUUUCACGAGUCGACCAGCCCUCAAAGGCUAUAUAAGAAUGUUAAGUGGAUACCAUUUGGCAGCAAGGCAAUUGGAAUUUUUCAAGGGGAGGAGUAAAACAGGUCCAAAGACCGACACUCUAGCUGAUGCUUUGGCAAUUGCUCAGCAUCAUGAUGCGGUUACUGGCACAGAGCAGCAGCAUGUGGCUGAUGAUUACGCAAAACGACUGUCAAUAGGCUACAAGGAGGCUGAAGAGUUAGUUGCAACUUCACUUGCUUGCAUGGUAGAGUCUGCAUCAAAAACUGGAUGCAGGAACCCCGCGACUAAGUUUCAACAGUGUCCACUCAUGAAUAUAAGUUACUGUCCCCCAUCAGAAAUAGAUCUGUCUCGAGGGAAAAACCUGGUUGUUGUUGUGUACAAUUCUCUGGGAUGGAAAAGAGAUGAUGUAAUUAGAAUUCCUGUGAUCAAUGGGAAUGUCACUGUUAAGGACCCUAGUGGAAAAGAAAUAGAGUCACAGCUUCUACCUAUAGCCAAUGCUUCUCUUGGCAUAAGAAGCUUUUCUACUAUGGCUUAUCUGGGCAAAUCCCCAAGUGUGGCCCCCAAGUAUUGGCUUGCAUUUUCAGCAUCUGUACCACCUCUUGGCUUCAGCACUUACAUUGUCUUAGGCGCAAAAUCAUCAGCUUCUGCUUCAGUCAGGCAAACAUUUUACAGGUCAGAGAGGAGCCAAAAUAAAACAAUUGAAGUAGGGCCGGGAAAUUUGAAACUUAAUUACUCUGGAAAUGAAGGAAAGCUUACUAAUUAUGCUAAUAGUAGAAACUCGAUUAAAGCAUACUUGGAGCAAUCAUACAGUUUUUACUCUGCAAAUGAUGGAACUGAGCCUUUCAUUUCUCCCACUGAUGGAACUGAAGUUUUUCAGCCCUCUGGAGCAUACAUCUUCCGUCCUAAUGGUACACAUCCCAUAAAAUCUGAAGGGCAGGUUUCUUUUACUGUUCUUCGAGGAUCAUUAUUGGAUGAAGUACAUCACAGAAUCAAUUCAUGGAUAUAUCAGAUCACCAGACUAUACAGGGAUAAAGAGCAUGCUGAAGUUGAGUUUACUGUUGGAUCUAUUCCUAUUGAUGAUAUGAUAGGCAAAGAGGUUGUAACUAGGAUUACAACAACCAUGAAGAGCAACAAAACAUUUUAUACAGAUUCUAAUGGACGUGAUUUCAUUAAAAGGAUUCGAGAUUAUAGAAGUGACUGGGACCUUGAAGUGAAUCAACCUGUUGCAGGAAAUUAUUACCCGAUUAAUCUGGGAAUUUACACGAAAGACAACAGGACAGAGAUGUCAGUCUUGGUUGAUCGACCUGUGGGAGGAUCCAGCAUUGCAGAUGGGCAGUUGGAGCUAAUGCUCCAUAGGAGGCUGGUUACGGAGGAUGACAAAGGAGUUAGAGAGGGACUAGAUGAGACAGUGUGUGUUGUUGAUAAAUGUGAAGGACUAACCAUUCAGGGAAAGUAUUAUCUCAGAAUUGAUCCUUUAGGAGAAGGUGCUAAAUGGCGUCGAUCAUAUGGCCAAGAGAUAUAUUCUCCUCUCCUAUUAGCCUUCUCUGAGCAGGAUGGAGAUAAUUGGGCAAACUCUCAUUUACCCUCCUUUUCGGGGAUGGAUCCCUCCUAUAUGUUACCAGAUAAUGUAGCAAUGAUAACCCUUCAGGAAUUGGAUGAAGGAAAAGUUCUCCUCAGGUUGGCACACUUAUACGAGAUUGGGGAGGACAAGGAUCUCUCAGUCAUGGCAAGUGUAGAACUGAAAAAAGUUUUCCCAGAAAAGAAGAUAAUCAAAAUAACAGAGAUGUCCUUAUCUGCUAACCAAGAAAAGGCAGAAAUGGAGAAGAAGAGACUGGUUUGGAAAGUGGAAGGCUCUGCUGAAAAAAAAUCCAGAGUGUUGAGGGGAGGACCUGUCCACCCAGAAAAGCUAGUGGUAGAACUUGCUCCAAUGGAAAUUCGCACCUUCGUUAUCAACUUCAGUUACAAACAGGUCCAUCAUUGAAAGGUAGCAGAGCCACCUAGAGUUCUUUUCUCAAUUCCAGAGAGGAUUAGCUUGUUGCCAUGAACAUUAUUUUUUGUUGGGUGAGUUUGAUGACUCUCGUUUAUGUUCAGUAUGCUCUGUUUCUGAUUCUAGGCAUACCUCACUUUUACCUUUUGUUCUCUCGCUUAAGCUCUCACCUAUCAAGAAAAAUCAAUUUGAUUUCAACUUAAAUAUAAAAAUCAUCUGUCUUAG